UGCGCCGAAGGCUGGUCGACCCCGGGGGAGCUGGUGAUUCCCCGCAGCUGCCAUGAGCAAGCGGAACCAGGUGUCCUACGUGAGGCCGGCGGAGCCGGCGUUCCUGGCCCGCUUCAAGGAGCGGGUCGGCUACAGGGAAGGGCCCACCGUGGAGACCAAGAGAAUCCAGCCUCAGCUCCCUGAUGAGGAUGGUGAGCACAGUGACAAGGAAGACGAACAGCCCCAGGUGGUGGUUUUAAAAAAGGGGGACCUGUCCGUGGAAGAGGUCAUGAAAAUCAAGGCAGAAAUCAAGGCUGCCAAAGCAGAUGAAGAGCCCCCUCCUGCUGACGGGAGAAUCAUGUACCGAAAGCCUGUCAAGCGUCCCUCGGAUGAAAAGUACUCCGGUUUAACAGCCAGUUCCAAGAAGGCGGCACCGGAAGACAGAAUCAGCAAACAGGACUCGGUCAAAAAGAACUCACAAAAGCAAAUCAAAAACAGUAGCCUCCUCUCUUUCGGCAAUGAAGAGGAAAACGAGUAAGCAUUUGGGCCAGACUCCCUUGAGGUGCUAUUAAAAUAACUUUUUUCCCCCAUCACAAAGUUCAUACUAAAAAAACAUGGGAAAAAUUAACAAAAGCUAUAUCCAUUAAUAUACUUCUGCCUGAAAUGCCAGCUCUGUGGACGUUAACUCCUACCAAUGUUUUGUUAUUUUCUGCUUCCUUAUGUGUGUAUAUGUUGAUAUGUGAAUUCUGGUUUUUAAACAAAAUCGAGGAGGUAUUAUAUAUGUUCUCUCUCCGGCUUCUCAUUUAACGUUACAUUGUGAGCCUUUCCAAAAUCUAAACUGGGGGCCAGGACUGUGGCAUAGAGGGUAAAGCUGUCACCUUGGAUGCCAGCGUCCCAUGUGGGCACCAGUUCAAGUCCCAGCUGCUCCACUUCUGAUCCAGCUCCAGCUAAUGGCCUGGGAAAGCCGCGGAGGAUGGUCCACGUGUUAAGCUUCCUACAACACUGUGGGAAAGGCGGAUGAAACUCCUUGCUCCUGCCUUUGGCCUGGUCCAGGCCUGGCUGCUGCAGGCUUCUGGGGGAAGUGAAGCAGCAAAGAGAUCUUCAUUUCUCCCUCUUUGAAACUCUUUCAAAUAAAUCAAUCA
Ochotona princeps (American pika) is the source of this 1121-nucleotide messenger RNA. Its product is annotated as KIAA1143 ortholog. Bases 53 to 517 code for a protein of 154 amino acids. NCBI's taxonomy places the organism in Eukaryota, Metazoa, Chordata, Mammalia, Lagomorpha, Ochotonidae. The transcript has 3 exons. The record is from RefSeq and is a predicted model, not a curated record.